AUGGUGGUCAUCACUGCUGCCCCAGCAGCCCUUCCGCCGCAGGAAUUGUCUCUGUUCUAUACGACCGACGAGCUCCUCUCCAAUUCUCCAAUACUCCUCUUCUACGGCACAAGCCCCGCGAACCACAACAAUCCUGCGGGCCAGCAUCGCAUCUCUGCCCAUGUCUUCACCCCAGCUGGCCUACAGAGCUUCACCCGGCUCAUGGUAUCGCCCACCGCCCCAUUCUACAGCGCCGUCACCUGUCUACCCCAUGAAGAGCAGGGUGAUGAGGUGUGCCGAGGACUCGCCUUCAGUCUGUACAAAUACUUUGCUGAGCUCCCUGUCACUGUCAGGAAUGUGUGGGAGACACACUGUAACUCUCUGGGAAACUUGCCUUCGGCGCCGAGGCUCUUCACAGAGUCGCACGCAGCGAUGCUAGCUAGUCGCAUGGUAAAAGUCGACAACGUUGUUGAGGUUAUCAACGACGUGAGAGAGGCUUUGGGGGAGCAAAACCUAGCAUGGCUCGAUUUGGACGUAGUUCUCCCCGCUGGAACCAUUCAGAAGCUGGACAACCCACGCGAGUCGAACCUUUUUGACAUACCAGAAGAUGAGGUGCUGCACCAGAGAUAUGGUCAGUAUGCGCCAGUCGUCAAACUAUUUGGCGAAACAGCCUUCAUCCCAACAUCGAAGCUCCGCCGAGCGCCAUCGAAACCGACAGCUCUCAACCGAUCACAAUCCUUUUCAAGGAAACAGAAGGAAACUCUCCGGCGCGAGAUGUGCGAGUUGUUGGAUACAGAAGAGAGCUAUAUUAGCAAGGUUUACGACCUCAUACAUAGCGUAGCUGCAGAUUUCCGCCAGAAAGCCAGAACCAAGAGCGGCGGGAGCUCAAGUCCUAGCGAGGAUGCUCUCAAGGGGCUGUUCCCUCCUAGUCUCGACCGCAUUCUCGAGGUCAAUUCCGAUUUUAUGGAGGCAAUUCGAGGCAUUCUAGAAGAUACGGAGAACGACGCGAUUCAAGAUAUUGAACAGGCCACAGACGAUGUUUAUGUCGCUCCGCUUCGUGGCCAGAAGGACGUAAAAGACGUGACUGGAGCAUUGAAGCUAAGCAAGGCUUUAGUGGAAUGGUUUCCAAAGUUUGCGGAUUGCUACAUCGAUUACAUCCAGGCCCAUGCUGAGUUCUCACAACUUUUGAAGAUAUUCACGAAAGAGACGGGAUCUAGCUUCUCAAAGCGAGUGCAUGAAACUGGUGAGCAGCGUCUCAUGUCCAUGCUCAUCGAGCCUGUUCAGCGCCUUCCGCGCUAUAAUUUGUACAUCGACAACAUUGUCAAGCAGCUCCCAGUACGCCAUCCUGCUAUCAAAUCGCUUCUCAAAGCUAGGGAUAUCAUCUCAGAAAUCUGUUCUAGAGAUUCUCCUACAUCUCAACAAAUGAAGGUGAUUGAUCGUUUGCGAAAGAUGGUCUUCGGUUGGCCUCCGACAUUCCAGCCCCUUGGCCGGCUUAUCAAUGCGGUCGACUUUGUGGAACUUGCACCACCUUACCGUUCUGAGGGACAAGCUUCCGCAGCAGCAACUGGCAUAUUUCUCCUAUUUGCCGACUCUCUCAUACUUCUAAGUAGACCUGUUGGCAGUAGCAUCACAGCUCGUAGUGUGCUGGCUGAUGUGGAUACGCCAAAACUGACAGAAGAUUAUUCUGGAUCCUCCCAACUCAUCUUCCACCAGGCUGUCAGACUUAACGAUGUUUUUGUCAGCGAACAAUCGGAUGGAAAAACACUCCAGCUAUUAGCUCCAAUGCCCACACCAAGCCAGUCCGCGAGGCCAAGAAGCCGCGAUCGACCCUCCGGCGUCGGCGUCCGAAUGUUCUCCCUGAAUGGUCCCUAUGAAGGGAAGGCCCAUAAAUGGACAGAGGAUGUGAUCAAAGCCAGAGUUGAAGGCAGAUUUCCGGAGGCAGAACGAGAAGGCUACAGAUGGGAGGUACGGACUCUAUCCGGGGACCUUAGCUUGUUCUCUGCCAUCUUUGAGAACGACGACCAGGAGCUGCCAGAAGGGAGGGCUGGCCCAGCCAAGAUACGCGUUGUGGUCGAUCCAGCAACAUCGAACAAAUUCGCUGGUCUUGGUGAGAACGGGAUUGAAGCUGUAGCUUGCAUCUCGAUACUAAGCAACGACUUCUUCCUGUUGGAGGUCAACGGGAUAAACAAGUAUGGAACGAGCGAUCGACUUACAGCCUCCGAGUUCCUGCCCGUGCUCACAAAGCGAUUGAGCAACUUCUUGCAAAUGCGCAACAAUAUCAGGAAUCCCGCCCUUGCCGUCACGUUCCUAUCCCGCAAUCAGCAUAUUCUCAAGUCUCUUGCGCUUCAAACCGAAAAGUCCCGACCAAGCAGUCCUCAGGAACGGACAUUCCGGCCACCUUCUCCUGUGAAGAUGCUCUCCAAUCUGUUCGGAGGCAGUGUAGCUAAAGACUCCGGUGGGACUCGGAGAUUCCAUCGCAAUCCGCCUUCCCUCAGCGAUUUUCCACGAAUGGCCCCUCCAUCAGGUCCACCAUCAAGGACGCAGAGCAGAGAUGGGGAGUUGUCUCGACCCACGUCUUCUAGCAGAACAAUAGGUUUCAAUGCUUCUGAGUUAAAUUUAGAGUCAUUAUCGAAAUUAGAGGAAACCUUGGCAACUUACGUGUUGGCAUUACAAGCUCGUAAAGGAAACAUCGUGGGCAGGACUCUUCGAGGGCGAGGUGGCGCAGACGAGCUCGUUGUCAACGAACUUUACAAUACGCUGCUCGAAGACCCGAACAAACACGAUGCCGCCGCCCAAGCCUCCGUUGAUGUUCUCUUCUCGGCAUUCGAAAAGUUCCUGAAGGUUGCUUGGACGGAAAAGAUGGGGCCUGUUAUAUCACAAUCUGUCCUGACUACCUUGCAACUCAGAUCUGACUCCAUGCAUCCAGCUGAGUUCGAGGAUUUCUUCCGGAUGACCUUCGCGGAAAUGGCUCCGCAGAAUCAGCGUGCGCUGCGCGCCACAGUCAAGCUGCUCGCGGAUCUUUUAGACGGAACCGGAAACGAUGGUGACCGUGGAAUCCUCACUGUAGCUUUCGCUGAGGUUCUCGUUCCUGAAGGCAGUGCUAACGACUACAUCUCGUUACUUGACCGGUUCAUAAACGAUAUAGAGGGUCUCUUUGAUGAGCAUCUUCUGGGCGGCCUCUCUACUCCAAACCAUGGCUCCAUGACAUCUGAGUCGCGAGCACGUUCGGUGAAUACUGGAUCAAUGAGUUCGAAUGCGUCUUCGCUCCGAAAGCGUUUCGGCUUCGGAACACUGAGCCGAGAGAAUAGUAAAUCGGAACAUGAGUCAAAGGUGGGAUCGCUUUGGCGCACUUUGAGCAAGACUGGCCAUGGUGGAGACACUCAACCACCGAGCAUAUCAAAAGCAACUUCUUUGGGACGAUCCAAUUCCACAGACACGAAUAUUCGAACAUCUCCGAAGCGUCCUUCGUCCCGCGACCGUCCGACGGUACUGGGCGCUUUUAGUUUCGAGAACGGAGAAGGGUUCUCGGGCAAGUCGUAUGUGGGGGCUGGGCUGGGGACAAUUGGAGAGGUACCUUCUACUGCAGGGCCUCCUAGGAAGAAACGACGCUCUUCUCUCUCUGACCUCAAGUCUUUGCAGGCGUCCGCCAAUCACACUCCUACGUGGUCUCCACAGACACCCCGACACUUUGAUUCGGCCCAGCGUAGCAUCAGACAGAGGAGUACCUCGCCACAUACCCCCUCGCCAACUAAAACUGUUACUCAUAUUCCCACUCCCACUCGACUUGGGUCUCCCAUGCGGAAAGACAACUCGCCUGCAAAUGCCCUCGACCGACCAACUCUCAGCCGCCCACAUUCCAAGGGUUCACAACCUCCUGGAAAGUCUGAUGAAGUCAGUGUCAAAUCUCACAGCCCCUCCAAGCGUCGUACCGAGUCAAUUUCUGGUAUCCCGACGCUUAAGAGCGCUGCCAGCAGCGCCGGGCUUAGUGAGAAGCCCACAUCUGGCAACGUGACCAGACUCCCGCCCACCCCCGGCUCCUCCAUGAAGCCAGGGGCAAACGUAUCUCCACCGAAGAAACUCCGCAUGCAGAGUCCCCAGAAGCUCCGCGAGCGUCUUCAAAACGAGCAAAGAGCAAUCAACUCCGCUUCAAAGGAUCUCCAGGCCGAGCUGUCCGCAAUUGGCAAGGAGCUAGCCGCCACACCUUCAUCGAGUCGUCCUCUACGCCUCGCCACCACCACCUCGGCGCCUCCCGUUACGCCCAACGCAAGAUCACUCGAGUCUCGCGUCUCGACGCUGGAAACUACCGUCCGAACUACGUUCGAGACCCUUAACGCUCGGACGGACUCCAUCUCCACAGACCUUGCUUCCUCACUCCAAGUCUCUGAAACUCGCGUCAAGAAGCUCGACGAGCUGUACCGCGAAGCGAACGCCGAGAACGAAGCACUAUACGCACGCUUCAAUGACGAGCUCGCCAAGGUCAUGAAGGCCGUCAAGAAGGGACAGGGCGAAGAGGAGGUGCAGCGGCGGCUGAAAGAGCAGCAAGAGGAGGUGGCGCGAUUGCGGAAGGAGAACAAUAGGCUCAAGAGGGAGACGCUGGGGCUGAGGGCUCAGCUGAGGGGUGAUUAGGUUUGGGCAUGGGAUGAGUGAGGGAAGGGAAGGAAGGCGUUUGAAACGAGGGGAUGCAUUGGGCGUUCCGGUUGUAUGAAUAUUGACUGUACGAUUAGGUGCUGCUGGGUUGAGGUGUUGGGGACUACUUGGUUUGGAUGUGGGAAAAAAGCCUGGGAUCUCCUUGCACAGGUUUCUCUUUGCAUCGUGAUCAUGUGGGUGCUCCGCACUGGCGGUACUGGCAGCACACGACAAGCAACGAGAAACGGUGGACGAACACAAAUAAAAGCUCGAUGCGCUGCAUCGCAUGUACUCUGCUUCAGGAAAGCAUAUCUUAGACACGGUAGAGCAUAGCAUGGAUAGCAUACUCCUAUAAACCCAGGC
Molecule: messenger RNA, 4968 nt
Organism: Mytilinidion resinicola
Lineage: Eukaryota; Fungi; Ascomycota; Dothideomycetes; Mytilinidiales; Mytilinidiaceae
Exons: 2
Coding region: 1-4605 (1534 amino acids)
Molecular function (GO): guanyl-nucleotide exchange factor activity
Source: RefSeq, a predicted model, not a curated record